Molecule: messenger RNA, 1095 nt
Organism: Hyaloscypha bicolor E
Lineage: Eukaryota; Fungi; Ascomycota; Leotiomycetes; Helotiales; Hyaloscyphaceae
Exons: 3
Coding region: 1-1095 (364 amino acids)
Source: RefSeq, a predicted model, not a curated record
AUGGCUCAAGAAACCGCAGACGAGUUAUCACAGAAGGUUCAAGGGAGCCUCGAAGACACUCCAUACGCAUGUACCUCCCUCGUGAAACUCUCAGGCGGUACGGCGAAUUUUGUAUACCGCGGAAUCCUCGUGACGCCUUUGGAAGAUGGCUCCAGAACAAUUGUCAUCAAGCAUACCGAGCCAUAUGUGGCAUCAAACUUCAGUUUCAAGUUGACAGCCACUCGUUGCGAAUUCGAGGAGACCAUCCUCGCAGCACUCCAUGACCUCCCACCGGUCUUGAGAGAAGGCGUCACAGUUCAAACUCCCCACCUAUACCAUUUCUUCCCCGAAACCGACACACAGAUCUACUCCGACCUCCCGUCUUCCCUGGAUCUGAAAACCUAUGUCCUCAAACACCCACUCACACAAGCUCAAUGCAUGCAUUUUGGUAACGCCAUUGGUCUCUGGGCUAGACAAUUCCACGCAUGGGCUAAUACCCCGGAACAAGAGAAGUUGAGAGAGAGUAUGAAGGGCAAUACUGCGAUGUUAGAACUCAAGUAUCGCUUGAAUUAUGGGAUGAAUUUGAUUGGUACCAUUGACAACUUUCCAGAACUGCUUGAGGGAAGCCGGAAGACUUUUGAGGCGCUGGGAAAGAGGGUUAGGGGUGAGUUGGACUCGGAGGAGGGAAGCUUAAUCCAUGGGGAUUUCUGGAGUGGAAAUGUCUUACUCCCAGACAUCCUCCUCACCGAUGAAGAAACGCCAAUUAAAUUGUUCGUCAUCGACUGGGAACUCAGCCAUAUCUCUUCUCUUGCAUUCGAUCUCGGCCAAAUGUUCGCCGAGCUCUUCGAGCUGAAGCAUUUCAAGGAUAUCGAUGCUGGAGUAUGGCUCAUCGAAGCGUUCAUGCAAGGCUACGGAAAUAUUGGUGAUGAUUUUGCGUUCAGAACUGCAAUUCAUGUUGGUGUGCAUUUGAUUUGCUGGGGGUCGAGAGUCCAGGGGUGGGGAACGAAGGAGCAGGUUGAGAAGGUGGUGGAAGUUGGGAGAGAUUUUGUGGUUAAGGGAUGGGAGAAGGAUAGGGCGUUCUUUGAGAGCACUGCUCUGAAAUGUGUUUUCCACUAA